Cladophialophora psammophila CBS 110553 is the source of this 666-nucleotide messenger RNA. RefSeq lists its product as uncharacterized. The transcript has a single exon. NCBI's taxonomy places the organism in Eukaryota, Fungi, Ascomycota, Eurotiomycetes, Chaetothyriales, Herpotrichiellaceae. The record is from RefSeq and is a predicted model, not a curated record. The coding region runs from base 1 to 666 and encodes 221 amino acids.
AUGCGCACCACCAUUGCUGUCGCUGCCGGCCUUGUUGCCGUUGCAUCUGCCCGAACCACCACCAUCACCGACACUGUCGAUGUGACCAUCACCUCAUGCGAGCCCACUGUCACCAACUGCCCUUAUAAGGGCGGCUCUGACCCUACCUGGGGCGAUUGGAGUGCCACUGUCUCGACCACCUCCAGCGUUCCGGUCAAGCCCACGGGCACUGCCAGCGGGUCCUGGGACCCUACCUGGGCCGACUGGUCCAGCAGCACGAGCAGCAAGCCCGUCGACCCAACUGGCACCUGGUCCGAUUGGGUUGGUACUACGACCACCUCAAUUCCUGUGUCGGCAACCACCGCUCCUUGCGGCAAAUACAUGGCCACCACUCCUCCGGCUUGGUUCUCUCUCCUCCCAAGUGACAAGCUCAGCUCUAUCCAAGCCCAAUGGACCGGUGCUCCUCCUUCUGACUGGUGCUACUGGACUUACAGCACUGGCUCUCUCCAGACAACUGCCACUCCAGUUUCGGCCACGAGCUCUGCUACCUGGGGCACCUGGGAGGCUGCUUCCUCGGUGGCAGCGUCUUCGACCUGGUCCUCCCCUGUUGCCGCCGCGACUGGCACUGGUGCUUGGUCUUCUCCUGUGGCUGCUGCUUCGACUGGCGUCUGGUCCUACUCUGGGUAA